UUGAAACGCGGGGUUUAGAAAUGAUAAAUUGCUUGAGGUGGAACUGAAUUGGAGGCUAGAACUCAUUAUACAAUUAUUUGUCAUUUAUUCUCAUAUUCAUACUCAUUAUGGCGGCUCCUGUUAAUCUGAAAGAUCUCACUAUUGAUAACAUUACCGAGAAUGUUCACGCCAUCAACUCUCAGUGCAGUAAUCUGCGCCUGAAGUAUAUCCUUGAACGAGUUGUCACACAUUUGCAUGACUUGGCGAGAGAAACAAGACUCACUACAGACGAAUGGAUGACAGCUAUCCAAUUCCUGACACAAGUUGGUCAGAUCUGCACCGAUGUCCGACAGGAGUUUAUUUUACUAUCUGAUGUCCUGGGCCUUUCACUUUUGGUUGACUCAAUUGACCAUCCGAAACCGAAGGGCAGCACUGAAGGCACAGUUUUGGGACCUUUCCAUACACAUGAGGCCGAGCAUGUAAAAGAGGGAAGUCUGAUCUCCCAAGAUACAGAUGGCGAACCUCUUCUUGUUCUAUGUACCCUCAAGGAUGUCAAUGGUUCACCAAUUCCUGGAGCCGAGAUUGACGUCUGGGAGACUGAUUCUAAGGGGUUCUACGAUGUUCAGCACGCUGACCGGACUGGCCCGGAUGGAAGAGCUGUGCUGACGAGUGACGAUAAUGGAGACUUUUGGUUUAAGGCUAUUGUACCUGUGCCAUAUCCUAUUCCUCAUGACGGACCCGUCGGAAAGUUGCUUAAAGUACUGGGCCGACAUUGCUACCGACCCAGUCAUAUGCACUUCAUGUUCAAGAAAGACGGAUACGAUCCUCUGAUCACCGCACUCUACCUCAAGGACGAUCCUUACGAAACUACUGAUGCCGUGUUUGGUGUCAAGGACUCGUUGAUCGUUAACAUCAAGAAGGUUGAAGACGAAGAAAUGGCGAAGAAGUAUGGUGUCAAAAUCGGUUCCGCCUUGAUGACAUAUGACUUUGUUCUCGUCUCGGAUGAAGCGGCUGCGAAACUUAGGAGGCAGAAGGCUGAGGAGGCAAUGGCGAAAUUGGGACGGAAUUUCAGAUUCAUUGAUGAUCUACCUGUUCCGGAUGUCGAUUAGAGAAUUGUGUAGGCAUAGUAGACAGUUCACCUGAUAGUGGCCGCGAGAUGCGCUAUAGCUAGAGGAAUGAUGAUACAAUUACAUAAUGGACAGUUCAUUUUAAUUACAACAAAUAUACACAUCCGGUUUUAAUGCCUGCUCGACCUUUCUUUGACUCAGGGCACCAUUGACAUAGUAUCAACAUCCAAUGCUUCACCAUACAACCCAUCUAAAGACGGCAUCUCAAACCCCAAUCCGAGAGCAUCCUGAUCCGCCGCCAUGAAAUCUUGCAGCAAGUUCGGAUCAAUGAUCGAAGCCAAUAGCGCAUGAUCCUGUCCCGAAACAGCACUCGAAAACUGAUCUGUAAUACUGUUCAAGUCACCCUGUGUACCAUCGAAGAACGGUGGUUCAGUAUCACCAUCCGGCCUGCUCUGUUGCCGCUGUACGCACGCUCGCGCUACCUCUAGUCCUUCCUGAAUCAGACUCGCACUUCUUCGAGCAACAGUAGCCUCCUCCAUUGAUUGCAAAAUAUCAUGCGCUUUGACAGCAUCGGCGAGGAGGUCUUCUGAUGGAACAUCUGUAGGUCCAAGCAUAAUGAUAUACAGAACGAUCAUCCCGGCAUACAGAGUAUAUGUGGAGUUGUACCACCAAGUGCGGAAGUAGUGCCGAUUUGCAUAAGCGUCAUACAUGACGCAAAUAGUUUUACGUGCUGCAUCCAAACAUAACUCAGCAUGAGUGGACAUGUUAGCUUCUGCCGUGAGCAUAGGUUGUUCGAGAAAAGGGCGAUGGAGAACAAUUCUUGCGUUGAGGUAUCUGAGAUGAAGUACAAGCUUCUGUUUAGCUGCCCAUUCUUGUUCACGGAAUGAUACGGCUGUGAAGUCCAGAUAAGUAGGUAGCUUAGCUUUCCAGUCGUCAAGCAGGCGAUCGAGCUCCUUCGCAACAGCGGACUUCUGCAGCAAGGUCAGACCCUUCGAGUCAUAGUAUAGUUCCUUCGAGAUGCGCCGUAGGACAGCAGCGAAAUGGACCAUCUCAUUGAUCAUGGCCGCACUGCAAUUCUCCAGAUCAGGCUGGUUCGAUAUUGCGACAUCUUGCCCUCUGAUAUGAGGCAGAUCGAUCUGGUAAUUCCUAGGUUUGCCAAGACUAUCACGACGACCUGCACUGCAGCUCAUGUCAAUCUCGUGAGAGUAAAUACACCACCACGUUCUUCGUGCUGCUUUGCGGUCCUCAAUCGAGUUGGAUGGAGUUUCUCUUGCGAUACCGAUGGCUAGUGCUGUGCGGACGGCAUGGCCGCAGUACAUGUAGCAAGCGUGAGGUUUGAGGGAGUUCUGAC
Molecule: messenger RNA, 2397 nt
Organism: Fusarium odoratissimum NRRL 54006
Lineage: Eukaryota; Fungi; Ascomycota; Sordariomycetes; Hypocreales; Nectriaceae
Exons: 2
Coding region: 108-1088 (326 amino acids)
Biological process (GO): catechol-containing compound metabolic process
Molecular function (GO): catechol 1,2-dioxygenase activity; ferric iron binding
Source: RefSeq, a predicted model, not a curated record